This is a messenger RNA of Musa acuminata subsp. malaccensis (wild Malaysian banana), 1020 nucleotides long. NCBI's taxonomy places the organism in Eukaryota, Viridiplantae, Streptophyta, Magnoliopsida, Zingiberales, Musaceae. The record is from RefSeq and is a predicted model, not a curated record.
AUGGCAUGGGAUUGGAGUUCCAUAAGUUCGCUGCUUGGGACGCUGUUAUUCCUAAGGACAGCGAUCCGAGAUUUCUUCCCUGAGGAGCUCCGCCGCUGCGUCCGCUCCCUCUUCCGUCGCCUCCUGACGAGACUCGACCCUGAAACCACCAUCAUCAUCCAUAAGUAUGACGGCAGCACUGUCGACGAUCUCUACUAUGCUGCCCAGAUCUACCUCGGCCACCACUGCGUCGCUGAUGCCGCCGCCGUUUGCCUCUUCAUGGGUAGUUGCUCCUCACGCCCCACCGCCUUUCUCCCUGACUACCACACCACCAACGACACAUUCCGCGGCAUCCCCCUCCGAUGGAGCUCCGACAUCGGACGCUCCCCUACGAAGUCCUCGAACAGACAACGCCACCUCAAGCUUUCUUUCCCUCGACAGCAUCGCGAUGUUGUUAGCUCCUUCUACAUCCCCCACAUCCUCGAGGAGUCGGAUCGCAUCCUUCUCAUGACCCGCGAGCGCCGCCUCUACACUAAUGCCCUCGAAAACGAUGAUGGCGGCUUCUGGUCCUCUAUGUCCUUCGCCCACCCUUCCAACUUGGACACCCUCGCCAUCGACCCAACCCUCCGUGAUGACAUCCGCGCCGACCUCCUCGGCUUCGUCGGUCGCCAGGACUACUACGCUCGUGUCGGGCGACCUUGGAAGCGAAGCUACCUCCUCUAUGGCCCGCCAGGGACGGGCAAGACAAGCCUUGUGGCCGCCAUCGCCAACUUCCUCGAGUUUGACGUUUUCGACAUCGAGCUUACUGCUGUCGACUCCAGUUUCGAACUCCGUCGUCUCCUAGAAUCCACCACCCCCCGGUCUGUCAUCGUCGUCGAGGACAUCGAUUGCUCCCUCGACCUCAGCGACCGAAAGGAAGAGACACAACAUGAUGGUGCGGAGGAGACGACAAACCUCUCCUGUGUGCUAGACUUCGUGGAUGGGCCUAUGGACGUCGUCCGAAGGGGAGCGACUCAUGAUCUUUACCACCAAUCAUCCUGA